Xiphias gladius (swordfish) is the source of this 1340-nucleotide messenger RNA. RefSeq lists its product as uncharacterized. The coding region runs from base 28 to 1314 and encodes 428 amino acids. The transcript is spliced from 10 exons. Gene Ontology annotation, cellular component: membrane. Lineage: Eukaryota; Metazoa; Chordata; Actinopteri; Istiophoriformes; Xiphiidae. The record is from RefSeq and is a predicted model, not a curated record.
CAGCUGGAGAAUCAUAGCUGCGAAGACAUGGCUGCUGAGACGGAUGACAACAAAAAAACAUUUUAUAGGAAGCCCAGUCCCACACUGUGGACUACAUCAUCGUUGGUGAUCAUAUUUGCGGUCUGGUGUGGACUGCUGCCCAUCUUGGCAGCAUCAGGACACCUUCUGAACAGCCAGAGCUUUGAAUGUGGGAACAGUAAUGAGGAGGCGUCCAGGCUGAAAAAGGAGUCCUUACUGGUGUAUUUGUGGUCAGGGCUCUGUCUGCUGAGCUGUAUAUUGCUACUGCUGGAAAUUUGGAUAAGGAAGAGCUUUUUUUCGGUGUUACUGGGUGCAAUCUGUGUCCUGUUUGUGAUCAUGAUUUUAUCUUUUACAAAGACUUGGAAAGAAGAGACUCUGGAAAUACAAGCGUUUAAACAGCGCUACUUAGCCCUGAUACCUCUGACAGAUAUACCAGGAAACAAACAGACCAAUUUGAAUGACACAAACUGUUCUAUACUCAACAAUGUUUACCGCUGGCAGGCUGAGUUUAAGUGUUGUGGACUCGAAGGCUACCAAGACUGGGGGUCCAUGAUCCCAGACUCAUGUUUAUGUGAAGGAGAGGACAACAGCUCUGGAUGUGUUGGAGUUGGAAACAGCCUUGUUCAUGAGAAGCCUUGUCUCCCUACAGUCCUUUCCCUUGUAGGAAAACGCAGCUCCACGUUUUGGAUCGUCAUGAUAGUUUGGAUCACCAUCAUUGGUGCUCCGGUUGCCAUCUUUUUGUUGGCUCUGGUGGUCUCAUUUUCUCUAUGUAGUUAUUGGAGUGUUUGGAAAUACAAAAUGAGUGGAGGACAGGAAAUUGUUCCAGUGGUGUUCAUCCGAAAGGACAAUAAUAACCAAACAGAGGAGGAAAACAGAAAAGAUGGGGAAGCAAAAGAAAGCAGAAGGGAUGAGGACGUUGUCGUAGAGGUAGAGGACGUAGAGGACGUAGAGGACGGAACAAGUGUGGAGGGAGAGGGACAAGAAGCAGCGGAAGAGCACUGGGAUGAAAAUGUAAUUACAAUGAUUCCGCUGUCAGAGCUAAGGAGGCUGCAGGACGAGCUGGACACGCCUCCCGUCCAACACCAGGCCCAAUGUUUGUGUAUAUUUUCUAGGAAACCCAAGAACUUCUAUACAGUAAUGAUAGAGGAGGGUUCACCACUGCUACCCAGCGGUGCUGUGUUGGCUGAUGCCAACAAACCCAGCGAAUGUCUUUGGGCUGAGGGACACCAUGUUUUCUCAGUGGAGCAUAUUGUCUGGCCGAGAGAGAGUAAACCGCAAGGCACUCCACCAUUAUAGUGUUAAACUGUUAAUUUGUGCUGGUG